Rotaria sp. Silwood2 is the source of this 1160-nucleotide messenger RNA. The record is from the annotation of a GenBank genome assembly. NCBI's taxonomy places the organism in Eukaryota, Metazoa, Rotifera, Eurotatoria, Philodinida, Philodinidae.
GCAAAUAAAGUCUUUACUAUUUAUUUACAAUUAUGGUAAUUAUUCAGAGGAGAAAAAAAAAUAGAUAUAUAGUUUAGUAUAAAUAAAACAAAGGCAUAACUUUGAUUGUUUAAAUUAUUUUACAUAUCAUAUUAGGAAAAUGCAUCAGGCUUUCAUUAAGUAAAAAUAUUAAACAUAAGAAUUUAGAGAGCUCCUAUGUUUUUUAGUGAUUUAUAUAUAAUUGAAAAAGAUGAAUUCAUUUUGUUAUUUAUGAAAAAUGACUGUUUUCUAUUAGAAAACUUAAGAAUCUCUGAUGCCUCUUAAACAAAAAAAAAAGUUUCAAUAAAAAAAAACGACUUGCAUUUUUGAAGAUGUACUUAGGAUUUCGAAAUCUAUGAUGAUUUUCUUUCACAAUUCACUAUAAUCUUAAGGUGCGAAACUACUUCUGUUGUUUGAGUCAACCAGAAUACGAAUUGUAUUUUCAUUGAUGACUGUUUAAUCAUGAAAUUUUCAAGAGGAUUAUUUAUAGUUACGCUGAGAACAAUUACUUAAUAAAAUAGGCAAAGCUGUUUUCACAUGAAAUUUUGUGGUGAAGACUGAACUAUGUAAACAUGAUACGACUUGUUUUCUAUGUUGAGAUAUUCUGACUAAUAUAAUUCUUCUUAGAGGCAAAUCUUCAAUUUGCUUAGAAGGAAAUAAUAUAAUUAAAGUUUUAUUUUAAUUUUAGGGAUGCUGCUGGUCAAGAACGUUAUCGUUCUCUAAUACCAUUCACUCUUCAGGAUGUUGUCGGUUGUUUGGUAGUGUUUGACUUAACGAAUGAAGCAUCAUUUCUUCAUGUACGCAAUUGGAUAGAUAAAAUACAAAACAAUGUCUAUUCAGAAACUGCUAUGAUACUUGUUGGCAAUAAAUGUGAUUUAGAAAAGGAACGUGUUAUAUCAAAAGCUUGUGCAGAAGAUUUAGCUAAAGAAUAUAAUAUUAAUUAUAUUGAAACAAGUGCAUUAAAAAAUAUUAAUGUAGUAGAAUCAGUUAAAUUAUUACUGGAUAUAAUUAUGGAGCGGUUUGAACAAAAUAAAAAUAAAUCUAAACCUAAUCAAUCUAUAAUUCCAUGGUUAAACGAUAAUAAAAAUUAUCCAAACUUAAUUGGAUGUCCAAUAAGAGAAUCAAAAAUAUCUACGUGCUGA